Molecule: messenger RNA, 387 nt
Organism: Cylicostephanus goldi
Lineage: Eukaryota; Metazoa; Nematoda; Chromadorea; Rhabditida; Strongylidae
Source: the annotation of a GenBank genome assembly
AUGGAAAGUGCAGAUCCGGACAUUACAAUAUCAUCGAAAGCUGUUUUUUUCUUUCUCUUCAACUUGGUGGCUCAAGAUGGACAAGCGGACCAAAAGCAUAUCCCCAAACUAGUCGGUGAAGCAGCCGCCUUCGGUGGGUCAAACGUCGAGCCUUCGGUUCGUUCGUGCUUCGAGACCGUGCGUCUCUCCUCGUCCAUCUCCAUAGCUCCCUUCCUCGAAUGGCUCAAACAAGAACCACAAAGUGUUGUUUGGUUGCCGGUGAUGCAUCGGCUGGCCACGGCUGAGUUCGCAAAACACCAGGCAAAGUGCAAUGUGUGCAAAAUGUUCCCGAUUGUUGGACUGCGAUAUCGUUGUCUGCGCUGUUUCAACUUGGAUCUCUGCCAAAAU